AUGCCUCGACGAGCUUCCAAACAAAAUCGUAACGGUGCUAAAAAUAGUACUGGUACAGAAUCCCUUCGUCUCGCUAUCAAAGAUUUUAGUGUAUAUGAUUAUUCACGGUCAUCAAAAGAUUCACCACAAAAUAAUUUACGAACAACAUCGAAAUUAACUCGUGAAUGUAAAACUUUAUUAGAUGAACAAGAUUGGUAUGAAAAAGAUUUAAGUGAUUUUGAUGAUCCACAAUUAUCUGAUGAAGAACAUGAAGUUCAACAAGAAAUCAUUCGAUCAAAAUAUAAACAACCUACAAAACAUAGAUCUUCAAUAGAUAAUAAUUCUGAUGGAAUUGAUUAUCCUAUUGAUUUAUGGUUUAUAAUUGCAAUGUAUAUUUCACCGGAAGAUAUUGGUAAAUUCUCAUUAAUUUGUCGAACAUCAAAUCAUGUAAUUAAUACUGUUUAUUUUUGGAUGCGUUUAUUUCGAAAACAUAAUAAAAUAGAAGCAAAUAAAAUUAGUCGAAUACUUGUUCAUGAACAUUUAUCAAUAAUUCGUACACAUGUUAUUAAAUCAUUAUAUCAAGUAUAUCCACUAUUUCAAGAUCGUUUAAAUAAAACUGAUACUAUACAAAAAGAUCCACAUUUUCUUCGUUCAUCACGAUGUGUACGUAUUUGGUAUUCGAAAGGAUUAGAAACAACAACACAACGUGAAUCAUAUAAUUAUUAUUUUGAAUUUCGUUUUGAUAAUAUUAAACAAUCAAAACAACAACAACAAAUUCAAAUUCAAGCUUUAUCACCAAUACUUCAAACAAAUAAUCAAUAUAUUAUUGAUAAAGAUUGUUGUAUAUUACAUUUAAUUUGUUCAAAUUUCGUACCAAUUGGUCCUUAUAUGGGUAUGAUAUUAUCACAAAUAACAUUAAAUGUUAGUAGUGAUUAUCGAUAUCAUAAAUUAAGAAUGUUAUUUGAUUCAUCAAGAUUAUGUUUACAAACAUCAAAAAAAUAUAAUGAUUCAGUUGUUAUUAUUGAUCCAAUUUUAUGUUUAAAAGUUUAUAAUUGGUAUAAUAGUCCAGCAAGUUUUGAUUAA
Molecule: messenger RNA, 1062 nt
Organism: Adineta steineri
Lineage: Eukaryota; Metazoa; Rotifera; Eurotatoria; Adinetida; Adinetidae
Source: the annotation of a GenBank genome assembly